Didymella exigua CBS 183.55 is the source of this 2119-nucleotide messenger RNA. RefSeq names its product cystathionine gamma-synthase. The transcript has 4 exons. Bases 112 to 1905 code for a protein of 597 amino acids. Lineage: Eukaryota; Fungi; Ascomycota; Dothideomycetes; Pleosporales; Didymellaceae. Gene Ontology annotation, biological process: transsulfuration. The record is from RefSeq and is a predicted model, not a curated record. Gene Ontology annotation, molecular function: cystathionine gamma-synthase activity; pyridoxal phosphate binding.
CACGAAGUGUCAUUGCUGUCAAAACAGUCAUUGCCUCCACUAUUGCAUAUACGAGGCCAUUUCUUCUGCAUCCUACCAUAUCCCUAGAUUAUACAUAUUACCUUUGCCAGCAUGGCGCCUAUGAUGAUUGAGAAUGAGAACGAUGUUGAGGUGGGGGAGAGUCUGCCUCCUAUGACUGAGCACGCUGUCAGUGUCUCAUUACCUACGUGGAGAGCGAAUGUAGGCUACGAAGAAGGUGAAGACUGGGUGAUCAGCAAGAUGAAGACUGGGUAUCCCAGGUUCUUCAUACACAAACAGAUCCAAAGCUUUGCUACGGACAUAUUGCAGAAACAUGGGAGAGAAGGAGAAGGCGCGAUGCUCUUCCCAACACAUUGCACUGCGUCGAGAUGUCGGGAUUUUAUCAUCAGGAUCGCUGCGGACCAAGACACUUCGCAGGUGAGGAUUAUGGACUUGAUACCAGCACUCGAGUCGCAACGUGCCGAACAGAUGAACGCCAUCUCGCCCAAAAUCUCCGCCGUAUUGUACCCGCUGGAUCUUUUCAAGGUUGCAAAGCAGUUCUGGCAGCACUCAGGAGACGGUGUGUCGAGCAGGAGAGCGGAGUACUGUCACCACUUGUUUGAGAAGGGCCUUUUAGUGGACGCUGAAAAGAUCAACGAGGCACCAGCUCGCAUGUGCAAAGGACCUCGUCGAUAUCAGAACAAGAAAGCUUCGGUCGACCUCGAUGCUCCGGCUGUUCAACAAGAUGCCGAGACUCUUACACAGUUUGUUGAGCAGAGAUUUGGUCGCAACCUAGAUCUGUCCAUGACCAAGAACGCUAAACUUGCUGUGCGCCGCCGCAUCGCCGGCUCGCUUACUGCGGACGUUGCACUGGCCGAAGCACUCUCCCUUGAUGCCGACUCUGAGCGCACACGCGGUGCUGACUUCUCCGAGGACGAUGUCUACCUCUACCCGACUGGAAUGAGCGCUAUCUUCAACACACACAGGAAUCUGCUCGCAGUCAAAGGAGAACGCAAGGCCAUCGUCUACGGCUUCCCAUACAUCGACACAUUAAAGAUCACAGAGAAGUUCGGGCCCGGAUCGCUCUUCUACGGCUACGGCUCAAGCGAAGAGCUGGAUGAUCUGGAGAACCGCCUCGAGAGCGGCGAGAAGUACCUCGCCCUCUUCACAGAAUUCCCUGGCAACCCACUCCUCCGCAGUCCCGAUUUGCAGCGCAUACACAAGCUCGCGGAGAAAUACGACUUCUGUGUCGUCGUCGACGAAACAAUUGGCAACUUCAUCAACGUCAAUGUGCUCCCGUACGCCGACGUGGUCGUCAGCAGCCUAACCAAAGUCUUCAGCGGUGACAGCAACGUCAUGGGCGGCGGUCUAGUUCUCAAUCCGAAAGCGCAGAAUUACGCGCUACUCAAGCAGCGGUGGACAGAAGACUACGAAGACAACCACUGGUGUGAAGACUCCAUUUUCCUCGAGCGCAAUAGCCGCGACUUUGUGUCGAGAAUUGAGCGCAUUGGCUUGAAUGCCGAGGCGAUUUGCGACGUGCUCAGUGCGCAUCCGCGGGUCAAGCAGGUCAAUUAUCCUAAGACGAGUCCGACAAGGGAGUUCUACGAGAAGUGCAGGAAUCCUAAAGGUGGAUAUGGUGGGCUGUUGUCUGCGACAUUCUACACCAUGGCAGAUGCUGUUGCGUUCUUCGACAGUCUUGAUACCGUCAAGGGACCCAGUCUGGGCACCAACUUCACGCUGAGUAGUCCCUAUGUCAUCCUGGCACACUAUGGCGAGUUGGACUGGGCUGCGAAGUGGGGCGUCGAAGCUGACCUGAUUCGCUUCAGUGUUGGACUGGAGGAGACGAGUAAGCUGAUUGAUACGUUCAAGAGGGCAUUGGACGCGAUGGACAAGGUGGAGCAGUCAUAGUCCUUGACAAAGUUACGUGCCUGCAUAUUAGUAGGCGCAGAACUAGACGGCUUGUAGCGUGUGCCCGCAUCCGUGCGAGACCCGGGGAUGGAAUUUGUACUGCACCUAAGCGUCUCCGAUGAGCUACUCAGUUAGCAUUCACAUCUCAACAGCAACACUAAGUUCUACAGGCAGAUAGAUGCUAAUCUUGUUUAUACUGUUUGUACAUUUUACG